This is a messenger RNA of Momordica charantia (bitter melon), 1614 nucleotides long. RefSeq names its product UDP-galactose/UDP-glucose transporter 2. NCBI's taxonomy places the organism in Eukaryota, Viridiplantae, Streptophyta, Magnoliopsida, Cucurbitales, Cucurbitaceae. The record is from RefSeq and is a predicted model, not a curated record. Gene Ontology annotation, molecular function: 3'-phosphoadenosine 5'-phosphosulfate transmembrane transporter activity. Gene Ontology annotation, cellular component: Golgi membrane; endoplasmic reticulum membrane. Gene Ontology annotation, biological process: transmembrane transport; 3'-phosphoadenosine 5'-phosphosulfate transport.
UCUCUCUCUCUCUCUCUCUAGUUUCUCUCUCUUCAGUUUCUCUCUCUUUCUGCAUUACGAGAAAAGCCAGCGCAGAGCUUAGAAUGUAACGUGAAUCGGCCUCCACUUCUCACCACCGGCCCUCGCGCCACCGUUUCUAUAAAAGCUUCUUUGAUUAUACACAAAUUUCUCUCAACAAAUUUUCUCUCUCUGACAUGCAAGUGAUUUCUCGAGUUGAAUAACGCGUAUUCGUGUUCUUGAUUCGAUCAAUUUUGUUUUGAUUUUAGUCUUCGAUUUAUGAGCGAUUUCGGCUCGAUUUAAGCCCUAAUCGGUGCGGUUUUUUGUUUUUUGGAUUGGGGGAAGGAAGACGGAGAGACGAUGAAGAGCGAAGAGCAAGUUCGGACUCUGUUUGGGAUUUCGCUUACAGAGAGACCGAAAUGGCACCAGUUCCUCAUUUGCUCCUCCGGAUUCUUCUUCGGCUACUUAGUCAAUGGCGUGUGUGAGGAAUAUGUAUAUAACAAGCUGCAAUUCAGUUAUGGGUGGUACUUCACAUUUGUUCAAGGAUUUGUGUAUCUUUUUCUGAUUUACCUCCAAGGCUUCACUGCCAAGCAAAUGGUGAACCCUUGGAAGACUUAUGUCAAGCUUUCUGCUGUGUUGAUGGGUUCCCAUGGCCUCACCAAAGGCUCUUUGGCCUUCCUUAACUAUCCUGCCCAGCUUAUGUUCAAAUCUACAAAGGUUUUGCCAGUGAUGAUAAUGGGUGCCUUCAUACCCGGCCUCCGACGAAAAUAUCCACCUCACGAAUACGUUUCUGCUGUACUUUUGGUUGUGGGAUUGAUCAUCUUCACUUUAGCAGAUGCACAAACAUCUCCAAAUUUCAGCAUUCUCGGCGUGAUAAUGAUAUCGGGUGCUCUAAUCAUGGACUCAUUUCUUGGUAAUCUGCAAGAAGCCAUUUUUACCAUGAAUCCCGAAACCACACAGAUGGAGAUGCUCUUUUGUUCAACCGUCGUUGGCUUGCCUUUCUUGAUCCCGCCCAUGCUUUUGACUGGAGAGUUGUUUAGAGCAUGGACUUCAUGUUCUCAGCACAAAUAUGUAUACGGCGUGUUAGUUUUCGAAGCCAUGGCAACCUACGUCGGUCAAGUAUCUGUCCUUUCACUCAUUGCCCUAUUUGGUGCGGCUACCACAGCAAUGAUAACAACAGCUAGAAAGGCAGUGACAUUAUUGCUGUCUUACUUGAUAUUCACAAAGCCAUUAAGUGAACAACAUGCGACUGGUCUGCUGCUCAUAGGCAUGGGGAUCACGCUGAAGCUCUUGCCUGAUUACAAGCCCAAAAACAGAGCCUCUUCCCAAUUUCAAAGCACCAGAAGCUCAAGACCUGCUAKCAAUGACAAUGAAAUGGCUCAUCAAAUAGAGAUUGAAAAAGAUGAAGAGAGAAGGCCAUUGGUUUAACUGUGGUCUAUGGGAUCCUUUUGAUUGUAAUUCUUUUUUAAAUUUCAUGUCAUAAACGUAAGAAGAAGGAUGCACUACUCUCAACUAUACAGUUUCCAGAUAUUGCCUCUCCACAUGCAAUGGUUUUCAGAUUUUUCCCAAUCUCAACCUCUAAAUUGUCUCACUAAACAAAGGGAAAAUUUGAACCUC